AAAUGUGUUUGUUUUAUUUGGAACAGAUUGAGAAGUGCCCGUUGCAGUUACGUGGCCAAAGAAUGCUGUUUGGUGGGACACAGCAGUGUACUUGUGGCUUUCAUAACCCAAAGCCAACCACUGGACAAACUGUGGCAGAGACCUCUACCUGUGCUGCCCCUCCCCCACUGGGAACAGCCUCUACCUCAGCCUCUGCCUCUGCCCCUCCUCCACUGGGAAUGGCCUCAGCCUCUGCCUCUGCGUCAGCCCAUGUCCCAGCACGGCCCACACUGACUUUCUCCAUGUUUUCUAAACCACGAUUUGGAGGCUCACAUGGCGCUGCUGCAAAGCCCAAUGUGAAUGUGGUUAGGAAAGCAAAGUCUCUGUCCAGUCCACCCACCAUGACAGGAGACACCCAGGCCACUGCCAGCUCACCUACGGCCUCUGUGAGGACCACCCCACCAGGCUAUGCUGCUCCUGGCCCUGCUCCUGGUCCCACUCCUGACUUCUGGCUUCCUGCUCCAACACCGGACCGUUUUUUUGCCCACAGGCUCUUGUUAUGGAUGCCCUAUCACUUGUGGAAAGUGAGGGUAUUCUGCCAAACCUGUGGGAAGCAGCUGACGGGGUAUGGUGUGCACAAGAGGGUGCGGAAGGUCCUGGACGUGGACCGGUACUACCUGAUGGUGACGGAGACACUCAGGUGCACUGUGUGUCGCCUGACCCAUCUGGCAACCAGUCAGGCUGUCCUGGACCAGCUGGACCUGCCUCACAGGAGGAAGUUCAGGAUGAUCCUGACACGCUUGUAUGCUUGUGACAUACGGGUCAUCCGCAUGUUGCGGGAACGGACCCUCGGCAACAGCCCGGCGUGCUUGGUGAAACAGCUGCGGGAGAACCAUGGGGAGGAGUGGUUGGACCGCCUGGCCGACUACUUGGGGGAGUGUGCGGCCUUUGUUGACCAGCCCAGCCUCUUCCCAGUCACCUGCCAGGAGCCUCCACAGCCACUCGAUGUCCCAACCAGCCGGUGGGUGCUGUCGGUGUACGGGAGGAACAUCAUCAGCCGUAUGGACCAUAUAAAGGCGUCCAUCACGUCAACCUUUGGGUCCAUUUUAAAAAUGGACUCCACCAAGAAGAUGACAAAGAAGCUGGCUGGUGCAGCAAAGGGGACUGCUUUCUGGGUGACCUCGGUGGGGAACGAGAUCGGCCAGGUCCUCGUCAGUGUCCUGACUGCCCAGGAGGGACCGGGGCCGGACCCGAUGGUCUCUGGUCUCAUUGAGAGGUACACCCAGGCAGGUGCAGCUCCCCCGGUCCUGCUCUAUGUGGACUGUGGCUGCUGCUCGGAGGAGGGGGAGACCAAGCUUCAGGCCAGGUUUGGUGGGUGGCCAGACCUGAAGAUAAGGCUGGACAUCUGGCAUUUUAUGCGGCGGCUGGCCAUGGGAUGCACCACCGAUGCCCAUGCCCUGUACCCCCUCUUUAUGAGCCGCCUGUCUGUGUGCCUCUUUGAGUGGGAUGCAGCGGACGUAGCCCUACUGCGCAGGGUGAAGAGGGAGCAGCUCAGAAGGGAGGGUGUGCCCCUCAUCACCAACGACAUGGUGGACAAGGCCAUCACCAAGGCUGAGCUGUCCCAGUUCUGCAGGCAGAGGACACGUGGAGUGGACGCAACGGUCCUCCGCAUUGAGCAGCUGCUGCAGGAGCUGAUGGGGGAGAAGGGGAGAGACCUGCUAGGAGUUCCGCUGCUGGACCAGGCAAAGAUGGAGCACAUCUGGCGCACCCAGAAGAGGCACGUGAAGUGCAUCCAGGAUGUGCCAGGUGUACUCCUGUACACGGAGACAGGCAGCUCCACCAGGGAGGGGAUCCAGCUGACCACGUACAGGUGUGCAAGAGGCUCCACCUCCUUGGAGUCCUUCCACUGCCACCUGAACAGGUUUAUUCCAGGAACGAGUGCAAACCUGCUCAACUUCCAGCUGUACCUCCUGGAAGGCCUGAACAGGUGGAACCAAAACCGGGCAGCGGCCUCCAUCACCACCAAGCGCAUGGCGCUGUUGACGUACGCGGGGGACGUGCUGGAGUCCGUCAACAGCAACAGCCUGAAGGUUUUUGGAAGGAAGUAUGUCCCCUCCUUCAUCCCGCCGAGAAAGUACACCGGUCGCACACCAGCAGAGCAGAUACAGGUGUCGGCUGGUGUCUCUGGGGUAGAGAUGGACUCUUCCGGUGUCUCUGGGGUAGAGAUGCCUGUGGCAGGCUACCAGGUGACCCUGCUGGACCUGCCCGGGGAUCCUAGUCUCAGGGCCCUGUGGGAAGACUAUUACCCCCGGUGCCAUGCCCUGGUGUUUGUGAAGUCUUCUGCCAUGCCUGACUGUCACAAGUCACUGGGCAUGAAGGCCAUCCAAUGUGGACUACGCGGGCUACUGCGAAAGGUCUCUCGAGAUUACCAGGUCCUUUGUAGACGUGUUGAGUACGACACAGCGCACAUCAGGGCCAUGGAUGAGGAGACAAGGAGAUGGUCAAAGAGACUUGUGAUCAAAGAAGAGCCGGAAGGAAAAGGGGGAAUGAAAGGAGAGGUUUCGGAGGGAAGCGAGAGAGCCUCCGUCACUGCCUCUCUGGAGAGCUGCACGGAGGAACGACCACCUCAGACACUUCACGUACUGAAGCCAGCAGCUCGCAAAGUCCACUUCAAAUCCUCUACUGCCCAAAGCUCAAAGGCCUUUGAGUUUGAACAGGUCACACUGCCCGGUACCCCGAUCGACGGCAAAGUUGUUGUCAACAGUUGUCCGAUCGUGAGAUGCACGAGGUUCGACACGGGAGACGACAAUGACCUUCCGGAGAAGUCCGUUGAUGGAAGCAGACCGGACUUGUCCAUAAGCCUCCAGGACCAGCUCAACACCCUCAUGACUGCAUAUGACAAGCUGCUGCUUCAACAGGAAGAGGAAAAAUACAGGAAGACUAAGGAUGGCCAACCUGAGAUCACACAGACGUCUUCACACAAGGACUUCAUCCGUAAGUCCACUGCUGUGUCCCCCAACACGGUGUGUCCACCUGGGUCCCAGUCAGACACAGGCUCCCAGCUCCAGGAGGAAUCUACCAAACGCUCCGUGUUCGCAAAGGCCUUUUCCUCCUUCAGGAAAGGCCUGUGCAACAUCUUCAAGAGGAAGAAUAGAAUCCUCCCUUGCACAAUUUGA
Osmerus eperlanus (European smelt) is the source of this 3155-nucleotide messenger RNA. RefSeq lists its product as uncharacterized. The record is from RefSeq and is a predicted model, not a curated record. The transcript has 14 exons. Bases 3 to 3155 code for a protein of 1050 amino acids. NCBI's taxonomy places the organism in Eukaryota, Metazoa, Chordata, Actinopteri, Osmeriformes, Osmeridae.